This is a messenger RNA of Periconia digitata, 2142 nucleotides long. The record is from the annotation of a GenBank genome assembly. NCBI's taxonomy places the organism in Eukaryota, Fungi, Ascomycota, Dothideomycetes, Pleosporales, Periconiaceae.
CCACCUGCCCAUACUCCUCAGGGCCUCAAACACCCACCGAAACUUCACUGUAGUUUUUCCAACCCCAACCCGCCCACAGAUCAACGCCAUCACCAGAAAGCAAUCCCGUUAGCCGAGAUGCCUCCCAAGUCGGGCCACCAGCGCGCGAAGAAUAUCGACUACGACGAUGACGAAUUGUACAGCGAUGAAGACGAGUACUACGAGGAGGGAGGCGAGGAAGAGGGCAUAUCCGAAGCAGAUAAGCAACAAAUGGCAGCGGCAACUAUCAAGGUCAAGGAAGCAUUAGGGGGCAGCCUCAAGCCCACAGAUGCCGAGAUACAAGAGGCGUUAUGGCACUAUUAUUAUGAUGUCGCCAAGUCCGUUUCGUACCUAAAGAACAAAUACGCGCCGAAAGCGCCGUCGAAACCCAAACAACCACAAAAGCCGGCAUCGCGAUUCGACCAAGCAGCAAGUGCUGCUGGAACGGGCACUACUGACGGACCAUCAAAACAAAAGGCUAUACCGAAGAAAUCGGCUGCAGACAAGCUCGCAGAGUCACUCGACAAGGUUCAAGUGGAAGAAACACCCAAAAUAAAAAGCAAGAAUUUGAAUGUAGUGGAAGAGUUUGCUAAGAGUGGGCUGAAGCGAAUGGCAAACUUUGUUGUCAUAGGACAUGUUGAUCAUGGGAAAAGUACGCUUAUGGGCCGACUACUCUACGACCUUAAGGUCAUUGAUCAACGAUCGGUGGAUAAACUCAAGAAGGAGGCGGAAAGUAUAGGCAAGGAUUCUUUCGCUUUAGCUUGGGUGAUGGAUCAAACAAGCGAGGAGCGUAGUCGUGGAGUGACUGUGGACAUUGCUACGAACAAUUUCGAGACUGACACAACGCGCUUCACGAUACUCGACGCCCCAGGCCACCGGGACUUCAUUCCUAAUAUGAUAGCGGGCGCUUCCAUGGCCGAUUUUGCCGUUCUUGUUAUCGAUGCCAGCACCAACAGCUUCGAAUCUGGUCUCAAAGGGCAGACCAAAGAACACGCUUUGUUGGUACGCAGCAUGGGUGUGCAGCGCCUGAUCGUCGCCGUCAACAAGAUGGACACGGUCAACUGGUCUCAGCGUCGCUUCGGCGAAAUCUCAGAACAAAUGACGGCAUUUUUCGUCGCCGCCAGCUUCUCUCCAAAACAGAUCACUUUUGUUCCCUGCGCGGGCAAAGAAGGGGAUAAUGUUACCAAACGUGUCGACCAAUCCCAGGCAGAAUGGUACACCGGCCCUACUCUCGUCGAAGCUCUCGACAUGUGCGAACCCGCCAAACGCCCAGUUGAAAAACCUCUCCGUCUUACCAUCAGCGACGUCUUUCGUGGUGGCAUAACAAACCCUGUCUCCAUCUCAGGCCGCAUCGAUGCCGGUACUCUUCAAAUCGGCGACACGAUCCUCGCCAUGCCCUCCAAUGAGAAAGCCACCAUCAAGGCCAUUGAAAUCAACGACGAGCCGGUAGACUGGGCUGUUGCAGGGCAAAUUCCAACCUUGCACCUCCAAGACAUCGACCCUGUUCAUCUACGCCUCGGCGACAUCGCAUGCGACCCCCGCAACCCUGUGCGACUGGUCAAGUCUUUCACGUGCAAGAUCCUUGCAUUCGAACACGUUCUCCCGUCCUCCGUCGAUGUCUUCCGUGGGCGCUUACAAGCUGAAGGCCGGAUUAUACGGUUAUCGUCUACGCUCAACAAGACGACCGGCGAGGUAAUCAAGAAGAAACCGCGUAUCAUAAAGCCCGCCGAGGUCGCACGCGUAGUGGUUGAGCUUGAGAGAGAGUUGCCACUCGAACACGGAGUCAGAAUCGUACUGAGGGAGAGGGGGAGCACAGUUGCUGCGGGACUUUUAGAAGGGUGAUUGUUUCUACUCAAAGUCGGAUUUCGGUCCAGUUCUUCUAUAGCGUGCAGCGAGGGCCGUUGCAUAUACCGCGUGUUUGUUGAUUCGAUAGACAUAUACAUGAUUUAUUACUCGAGUUCUGUGUUGUUUGCUAUGUGACUGCGUAACUUGUCUACCUAUUUGUUUCGUAGUGUCAUCGCACCAAAAAAAAUUCAGUGUUUGGGUCAUCAGGCAGCUCAGACUCGAUCGCCUCGAACUCUGGCUGCUCUGAAAAGAUUGGUGUGUGAUGAUCGCCUGUGCUAA